AUGUGUGAGAAAGGAGACUCUUCCAUGAAGGAUCGGAUCUGUCUUUCACCCCCCAAAAACUUAAAGAAGGGGCAGCAGAUCCCGUGGUUCUGGGGGAAGCUGGGAGAAGAAAAUGGAGCUGGAUGUUCUGGACUCAGAAGAUUCCAUGAUCUGAGCAUUCCAGCUCUGGGAGCUCCCUGGAGGCUGCUGGACAAAUCCAAAGGGUUUGGAAUGUAACCUUUCUGUUUUCAUCUUGCUCCUGAAGAAAUCUUAGGAGGUGCAGACACACCCUAUGAGAAGGGAAUAUUCAACCUGGAAAUCAUCGUUCCUGAGAGGUACCCCUUUGAGCCCCCCAAAAUCCGCUUCCUGACCCCCAUCUAUCACCCCAACAUCGACUCUGCGGGCAGGAUUUGCCUGGAUGUGCUCAAGUUACCCCCCAAGGGUGCCUGGAGGCCCUCGCUGAGCAUCUCCACCCUGCUGAGCUCCAUCCAGCUGCUGAUGGCAGAGCCCAACCCCGACGACCCUCUCAUGGCUGACAUCUCCUCAGAGUACAAGUACAACAAGCAGCUGUUCCUGCUCCGGGCCCGGGAGUGGACGGAGAGACACGCGGGGCAGGGCAGGGCUCCCGAGCCUUUGGAAGAGAAAAGCACCCAGGGGGAAAGGAGCCCCAGCAGUGAGUCCUCUGGGCAGAAGAGGAAAGGGAGCAACAUCAGCAGGAAGGAGAAGAAAUCCUGCCCAGAUUCCUGAUUCCUGAGGGGGUUUUGUUCCCUUGGGAUUGUCCCUGUCCCCUUCCUCAGGUACGAGGUGUCCUGCCUGUAAAGGGCUGCAGCAGUUUGGGUUUUGCUGUUUCUGUGUUUGUUUGAGAUUUUCUUUUUGUGAAAACUUUUCAUUGUAUUAAUAAAAUCUGA
Molecule: messenger RNA, 887 nt
Organism: Manacus vitellinus (golden-collared manakin)
Lineage: Eukaryota; Metazoa; Chordata; Aves; Passeriformes; Pipridae
Gene: UBE2T
Product: ubiquitin conjugating enzyme E2 T
Biological process (GO): DNA damage response; protein polyubiquitination
Cellular component (GO): nucleus
Molecular function (GO): ubiquitin conjugating enzyme activity
Source: RefSeq, a predicted model, not a curated record